This is a messenger RNA of Hippocampus zosterae (dwarf seahorse), 1514 nucleotides long. It is a transcript of the gene srsf4, whose product is annotated as serine and arginine rich splicing factor 4. Gene Ontology annotation, biological process: mRNA splice site recognition; alternative mRNA splicing, via spliceosome. Gene Ontology annotation, molecular function: mRNA binding. The transcript is spliced from 6 exons. The coding region runs from base 100 to 1197 and encodes 365 amino acids. NCBI's taxonomy places the organism in Eukaryota, Metazoa, Chordata, Actinopteri, Syngnathiformes, Syngnathidae. Gene Ontology annotation, cellular component: nucleus; cytoplasm; ribonucleoprotein complex. The record is from RefSeq and is a predicted model, not a curated record.
AGAAGAGAUUAGGCCACACCUCCAUCGUAGCGGCCCAUUGAGCAGAUACAGAUAGAGCCGCGUUUAUUUUCUCGCAUUCUUCUUUUCCUUUCGACAAAAAUGUCGAGGGUGUAUAUCGGAAGGCUGAGCUAUCGGGCCAGAGAAAAGGACGUCGAAAGGUUCUUUAAGAGCUACGGGAAGAUACUGGAAGUCGAUCUAAAAAAUGGGUAUGGGUUCGUUGAAUUUGAUGACCCGCGCGACGCUGACGAUGCGGUGUACGACUUGAACGGGAAGGAGCUGUGCGGGGAGCGUGUGAUUGUGGAGCACACCAAAGGGCCCCGUCGGGAUGGAGGCUACAGUGGUGGAGGGGGAGGAAGGAGUGGUUACGGGGGACGUUGGGGCAGAGACCGCUAUGGUCCACCUAUUAGGACAGACUAUCGGCUCAUUGUUGAGAAUCUGUCCAGCCGAUGCAGCUGGCAGGACUUAAAGGAUUACAUGAGACAAGCGGGCGAGGUGACUUACGCCGACACACACAAGGGGCGAAAGAAUGAAGGGGUGAUCGAGUUCAGGCUGUACGCCGACAUGAAGCGGGCUUUGGAGAAGCUGGAUGGCACCGAGGUCAACGGCAGAAAGAUUCGUCUCAUCGAAGACCGCCCCGGAGCCAAACGCCGCCGCUCCUAUUCCCGCAGCAGAAGCCGUUCCAGGUCCCGCUCCAGGAGUCGCAGGUCCCGCAAGAGCCGGAGCCGCAGUGAAAGCAGCAGCCGGAGCCGCUCCCGCUCCAGGCCCGCUUCGCGCUCCCGCAGUCACUCCAACAGCAAGAAGAGUAAAGAAAAGAGCAAGAAGGAAGAUGAGCGCAGCAACGGAGACCAGAAGGACAAAGACCUGAGCAGGAGCCGCAGCCCCAAAAGCAAGAGGAGCAAGAAAGAGGGGAAGGGCAAGAAGGACGAGUCCAGGUCCCGGUCCAGGUCUCGCUCCCGUUCCGUCUCCAGGAAGUCUGCAUCAAAGGGUCGCGACCCUCCUAAGAGCGAGGAUGAAACCGGCGAACAGGAGCGGGGUUCUCGCUCCUGCUCCCCCGCCGACUCAAAAUCCAGAGCCAGGUCCAAGUCUAAAUCCAAGUCCCGCUCCCCUAGCCCCGCCAAAGAGCGCUCCCGCUCCGCUUCCCGUUCGGUUUCUCGCUCCAAAUCCCGUUCGCAGUCCCGCUCUCGUUCCCGCUCGUAGUUUAGUUUUUGGGACUGCCACCUCCUUGUGUGUCCUCUCACCCCUUUUACAAUUUGGAGCCCCCACACAGGUACUUUUUUUUUUUUUUUAAUAAGUAGCUGUACAGCCGAGAUGCUUGCGCUUGAUGUUUUAUGCCCAUCUCAGUUUCAUUUAACACUUUUUGUACUUUCCUGAAGAAGACCCCAAAAUGGAGCCUUUUUGUUAAAGUUGCAGUCUGUGCUACUCAAGUUUUACACAUUGAAUUGGUGGUCUUGUAUUUUUGCCCUUUUUGUCCUCAAAUAUAGAUGCGAAAUGCAUACUGUUGUGCUUAAUUGGAA